UUUGUAGUUAGUCAAAAAUUUUAAUACACUUCUGUAAUCAGAAUGCCGGAAGACUUAAUGGUCCCGAGCGGGAGCUAUAAAGUGCGGAAACGCUUUCGCAACGAGGAACAGCGCCGUCACAAAAAAGACUUGCCAUGGUCUAAGCAAAUAUUGGAUAUGGAAGAGAAUCGAUUUUGUGGUCGGACACCUUGGGCAUGGUUCAGAAUUAUAAUGUUCUACCUAGUUUUAUACCUUCUUAUAAUUCUAAUCGUGGUAUUUUGGCUGCUGAUAUUCCAUUUUUUUAUUAUGCCAAAAGACGGACCACGGUGGCUGAAAGGACCUCCAGGGCUUGCGAUCGUACCUGGCAAUUCGACAACUAUAACUUUUGACCCAAACAUGCUUAGUGAAAUUGAACCAUUUGUUGUGAAAAUCGAAAAAUUCCUAAAUAGCCUAAACGACGGCGGCCAGGAAAGUUUUAAGGAAUGCAACCAGGAUACCUGGUGGGGCUAUCAUAGUAAGGCCCCCUGCGUACUUGUCAAAAUAAAUAAGGUAAUUGGAUUUAAGGCCGAAACCUAUGAUACUCUAGAUGAGUUACCAAAUAGUGCGCCCGAUGAGGUAGUAUCUAGCAUGGUCGCAUAUCCAGGCCCUGGUAAAAUCUGGUUAUCAUGUGAAGUUACGAAAGGCACAUCUCCAAAUAUAAAGUAUAUACCAGGCCCAUAUUUUGAUACGAAAAACAACCUGCAAGGCGUCGAUCGGGUGGUGGCUUUGCAACUGAGAGAUAUGCCUCACAACGAGGUCGUUUACAUAACCUGCAAGGUCUGGGCGAAAAAUAUUGAAAUCGUAGAAAAAUAUUCAGGUAAAGGCAAUGCCAAAUUCUCAAUGAACAUGCGAGUUCAACCAUCAAGUAAGCCGCAUGAUCAUGAUACCUCGGCAUCAGCGGUGACAUCGGCACCAGCGGUGACAUCGGCACCAGAAACAUCCGAAGCACCGCAGCAAAGAGAAAAUAUAGAGGAAGCGCCGGAGGUAGCAACGACAGCAAUUGCGACCGAUGACACAGAGAAACCAGAAAUAAAACGAUAAUAAAAGAAAAAACAAACAAUUAUAA
Molecule: messenger RNA, 1084 nt
Organism: Scaptodrosophila lebanonensis
Lineage: Eukaryota; Metazoa; Arthropoda; Insecta; Diptera; Drosophilidae
Product: sodium/potassium-transporting ATPase subunit beta-1-like
Exons: 1
Coding region: 43-1059 (338 amino acids)
Biological process (GO): potassium ion import across plasma membrane; intracellular potassium ion homeostasis; intracellular sodium ion homeostasis
Cellular component (GO): sodium:potassium-exchanging ATPase complex
Molecular function (GO): ATPase activator activity
Source: RefSeq, a predicted model, not a curated record